Phyllotreta striolata is the source of this 1477-nucleotide messenger RNA. The record is from the annotation of a GenBank genome assembly. NCBI's taxonomy places the organism in Eukaryota, Metazoa, Arthropoda, Insecta, Coleoptera, Chrysomelidae.
AAAAUAAACACGUUCCAAUUGCUAACUAACUAACCUCACUUUUUCGUAACUUUAUAUUCGAUAAGAACAAAUAAAUCGUUAUGGCAUCGACAAAAAGAAAAAGGGUGUCGAAAAAACUGAAAAGCGCUUGGCGCAAGCACGCCAACGUCGCGGACGUGGAAGAUUUCCUCGAAGAAAAGCGUUCGGAGGAGAGAUUAGGAGAGCUGACCACCGUUCCGGACGAGGCGCUUUUCCGAAUAGAUUCCCAGGUGUCCAAAGACAUCCCAGUGCUUAGGAACAGAAAGAAACUCGCCGCCGCCAAGGAACUAAAAUGUUUUUCCGCUCUUAGACCUUACACGAACGUCCCCGAUCCCGUUACGAAGAGGAACAGAGUGAGAACCAAGGAGGAAAGACAAAGCGUUUUCGUUAGAAAUAAAAAGAGUGCGAAGACAAGCAAACUGGUCAAACAAACGGGCAAACCGUUAUCGAAGAAAAAGGAACCCAAACGAGGAGAAUUCAAUACGAAUUUAUGGGAAGAAGGAAAUGUGAAUAAUCCAAGCACAGACGAAUGGGUAGAUAGUAAUACUGUGAAGCAUAAUUCGAACGAAGUUAGAAAAACCAGGCAAUCUAAUAAACACAAAUCUCCUGCUAUAGAACUGCCACAUCCAGGUAUGUCGUAUAAUCCCAGCUACGAAGACCACCAAGAUCUGCUCAGACAAGUCGCAGAAAAAGAAGAGAAACUGAUAAAGGAAGAGGAACACCUACACAGAGUAACGAGAGGCAUGUUUUCCAAGGUGACUGAGGAACAACGGGAUCAGAAUUGGCUGCUUGACAUGUCCCAAGGGCUAGCGAAUACGAAAUCCCCUCAAGAGGAAGAAGAAGACGAAAGUGACGAGCAAGAUGGCGUUACUAACCGGUCGGUUAAAAACAACAAGAAAACCCUGAAACAAAGGAGGAAGAAGAAGGAGCAUUUGGAGGCCGAGAAGCUCAGGAGACAGUUGAAACUUCAAAAGAAAAAAAUCACAGACAUCCACAAUCUGAAGAAAAUAAUGAAUAACAUCGCAACAGUAGAAACGAAGCAAACCAUUCGAAAUAAGAUCACUCAAAAGAAAAAAGAGGAAAAAAAGAAGAAGACGAAAACCUUGAGCGCCACGAAGUUCGAAGAGCCCGAUUUGGAGUUUAAUCUGGGCAGGGAAAUCGCGGGCAAUCUGAGAGAUUUGAAAACCGAAGGGAACCUGCUGAACGAUCGAUUCAAGAGCAUGCAAAAGAGGAACAUAUUGGCCCCCACGAAGAGGCAGACCUUUAAGAAGCCGAAGGUUAAGAAAUUCACCAAAGCCACACACAAGGAGGGCGAUUGGAAGAAAAGCGUAGCGAAAUGUUUCAAGGAUUGAGUACUUUAAUUCUCAAUUUAAUUUUGUAACACUUGUAAAUUUCCAAGUUUCAUAUUGUUGAUGCAAUUGUUGCUGUAAUUAAUGGGUUAAAUAAAAACUUACAAAAC